GAUAUCGAUGAGUGCCUCAGUGGCAGCCAUGCUUGUAACGUGACUGCAAAUUGUACCAACACUGAUGACUCUCACAACUGCACUUGUAAGGAAGGAUACACUGGGGAUGGACAGUCAUGCCAAGGUAUAAUCACUGCAUUAGACUUAGCAAAUAGAAAAAAAAACUAUUUCCUCAAAAACUUAGAAAUCUGAUGUUUGUUUCUGUCGAGCAACGUUUUGGCAAUUCAUUUUUGUUCUUAGAUAUCAAUGAGUGUAGCGAUGGCAACCAUGUUUGCGAUGUUAAUUCAAACUGUAACAACACAGAGGGUUCUCAUAUUUGUACUUGCAAGGAAGGAUACACUGGAGAUGGACAGUCAUGUCAAGGUGAAUAAGAGUAGCCCACAUUAUUUAAAACAAGCAGCUUUGCACAGAAACAAUUGCCCAUGGAAAUUAGCCCUCCUUUUAAAGACCUGUUGUCACACACCACUCUCGUAUUUCUAUUACCAUACUUUUUGUAUUAUGCUUCUAGAUAUCGACGAAUGCAGCAAUGGAAGCCAUGAUUGUGACGUAAAUGCGAAUUGUACAAACACUAAUGGCUCCCAUAGCUGCACCUGUAAGGAAGGAUACACUGGAAAAGGAGAGUCGUGCCGAGGUAAAAUUAGAUUAGACUUAAAAAAAAAGCAGAAUAACUGUUCAUCACUAAUAAUUGCCUUGUUAUCCGACAAACUGGCUGAAGAGUUUUUUUCUCUAUUCAGUUACCCAUUGCAAAUCUAUUGUAUUAACAGAUAUUAAUGAAUGCAACGAUGAUGUUUGUGAUGCUAAUGCUAACUGUACCAACACUAAUGGUUCUCAUAAUUGCAUCUGUAAGUAAGGAUGCAUCAGAGAUGGACAGUCUUGCCAAUGUAGAUUAGGACAGUGAUACCUUAUGUCGAGCAAAGUACCUUUCCAUAACUAGUGUUGGCUUCGUAACUGGGCUAAUGAUCAAGAGGCAACGCAAUGGUUUUCACGCCCCGACCUCGUAUUUCUAUUAAGUUACGUAUAUCAUAAUAUGCAUGGAUACCCAAUUUUCGCUGGUUUAAAAUAUAAUACGUGCGGAUAUUUUACGAGUUUCUUAAAGUGUUUCGGAGCCCAGAAGGAACGAGAAUAAAAGAAGGCAAUUAGCAAGAUUUCUUCUCUUACCAUCGAAUAAGAGAUAUAUCAUUCCACUAUUAUUAUUUUUCUCGAAUAUGCGGCCACGCUCGAAUAACCACCUCCCUCACUUUUUAAAUAGUAUAGAUACAAGGAAAAUCUGUUUCUACUGCCACACUUUUUUUUUAUAACUGUUCAACCUUCAACAACAGUGCAAUCAGUACAGCAAAAUAUUUUAUUUUCAAUACCAGACUUUUCUAUCUUCACGUGCUUGCAGAGUUACUUUAUGCAUUAUUUAUUCUUUUGAUAUUUGCCCUAUUGCUGAGGUAACUUAAGAAGCGCCCCUCUCGACUAAUCGACGAAGCGCCGUCCUGACAAAUAAGUGCCUCUUCCCCCUCCCCCUCCUAGUUUUAGCCAAAAUUUUCAAUAAGCGCACAAGCGCUCUGAAAAUUUCUAUUAUUUCAAUUAUUGAAGUACACACAAUAUCACCUAAGGAACUAAGCAUGUAUCUUGCGGAGUUUAUUCGCUCUUUUCGACUUUAAGACAGAGAAGAUUAUGAACAUCAGGCUUAACAUGACUUGAUAUUUUUUGCUAGCUGUCAGUGUGUUGCAUUAUUGCUAUCGAGAAGGGAAAUUUGUAUGAUUUAGAUCUUUCAAGAUCGAUUUAUAAACCAUUGACUUAAGUCUGUUUAACAAUUUAUUGUCACUAAAGAGGAAUUUACUCUCCCUAAGUACGUGUAAGCUAUAUGAUAAGCCUAAUACAUUAUGUAAAGUCUGUCCGUGGGGUAUGUAAACAAUCGUUGCUUUAUAUCAAAAAUCUUACUUGUUUGCUGCGUUCACUCGCUCGAUUUCCGAUACCGCGAGCUCGCGCGUAAAUACCAUACAGACAGACUUUGCAUGAAGUAUUCUAUACCUAUAUCUUUUGUACUAAUAGAUAUCGAUGAGUGCCUGAAUCGAAGCCAUGCUUGUGACGUGAAUGCGAAUUGUACCAACACUGACGGCUCCUAUAAUUGCACUUGUAAGGAAGGAUACACUGGGGACGGACAGUCAUGCCAAGGUAUAUUAGAUCAGACUGUGCAUCACACUGAGCUACUUUUAACAACAUCCAGGGCCUGCCCAAAAUUUACAAACAUGGAAGGAUACAAUGUGAUUUACAAAUUCAGACAUGGCAGGUGGAGUGUAAUUAAUUAUAGAACUACAUUUACGUUAUUGUUAUUCUCAUGGUCAAAUCCAUUCCUGCGAAUGCGUAUGUAUUGACCUCUGUAUUGUGUAUUUUGUCGAUCAGUAUUGAUCUGAGACACGAGAAGCGAUUGUGUUCACAGGCUACAAACUGUACUUAGAUAAAUAAAUUAAGUUUGGUCGCUGAAAUGUAUUUAUGUAGAAAAUAAAAGCUGAUGUUGAGCUUGGUUCUGGAAUAAAAAGUGCAAGAAUUUCGGUUCAAGCUGUGUGAAACGUUUGACGUUUAUAUUUCUUUUAUAAAAAUACUGAGCUUAAAAUAUUCCGUCUUUCUUGCACACUGAACGCUUACUACAUUGCUGAUACUAAAAGUAUGCAGGGUACUAAAUAUAACUCGGUUUUAACUUGUUCUUUGCUCGUUACAAAUCUUUACCAUAUCUCUCAACUGAGGACGUUCUAUUCUAGACAUUGAUGAGUGCAGUGAGUUUCAUGGCGUCACAAUGAACAACUGCCAUCUUGAUGCCUCUUGCGUUAAUACUCAGGGCUCAUACAACUGCUCUUGCAAUCCCACCUAUAUUGGGGAUGGGUCUAUGUGUGAAGGUAAGUUUUUUUUUAUAUUCAGCUUCGUAACUUGA
Messenger RNA from Pocillopora meandrina, 2917 nucleotides. The record is from the annotation of a GenBank genome assembly. Lineage: Eukaryota; Metazoa; Cnidaria; Anthozoa; Scleractinia; Pocilloporidae.